This is a messenger RNA of Magallana angulata, 3078 nucleotides long. Its product is annotated as putative deoxyribonuclease TATDN2. NCBI's taxonomy places the organism in Eukaryota, Metazoa, Mollusca, Bivalvia, Ostreida, Ostreidae. Gene Ontology annotation, molecular function: hydrolase activity, acting on ester bonds. The record is from RefSeq and is a predicted model, not a curated record.
UUGAUAUUUUUUGAUAUAAUGAGCAAGACAUUUGAACAUUAUUGAUUGCAUUAAUGUUACAUACUACAUGUAUGUUAAAUGAGUUACAAUAAGUUCUAUUUAAUUUUCAUUUUUGGAUUUCAUAGCAUGGCAUCCCCAGUAAACAAAGAGUUGAAGGUCAAGGGUGUGUGUUAUGACUAUCUUAACACUGCGGAAUGUGCUAGGAUGGACUGCAAGUUCACGCACAUACCUCCGACUGUACCAUAUAUGGAUAGUCAUUGUCAUCUGGACCUGAUGAUGACCUGGAAGCCCAAGUUGUCCUUUUCCGACAUUCCUCAGGUUCCACACUUUAAGGGAGCCAUCUCCAAUUUUUGCUUUCCAAAAGCAUGGAGAUUAAUGGAUGAACUUGCACAUCCCAAGGUAUGGUUUACCAUUGGGGUUCAUCCAAAAGAUGCUCCCUUAUUCGAUUCUCAUCAGCUUGAGUUGGCAUCACUGAAACCUAAAGUAGUGGCCAUUGGGGAGUGCGGAUUGGACUACUUUCAUGGGCACACCAAAAGGCUGAGGGUCUUACAGAAGGGGGUAUUUGACAAGCAGGCCACCCUAGCCCAUGAUGCAGGUAAGCCUCUAGUGAUACACUGCCGGGAUGCUGAGCGUGAUGCCUUUGAAAUUGCUCGGAAAUGCUUGUCUAGCAAUCACAAGAUUCAUCUGCAGUGAGAUGACACGUGGAUGUGGAUGAACCAUUUCCCCAAUUUAAAGGUUGGUUUUACAAACCUUGUCACGUGGGAGAAGAGUCGAGUAAAGAAUGCUGUGUCAGCUGUCAAAUCUGCACCCCUUGUGUCAAGCAAAAUCCUUUUGGAAACAGAUGCGCCUCACUUUGUGCCAGCAAAUCUGGAUGUAAGGGGUGUAGGUAUGGAGCACAUGGCAUCCUCUACUGGAAAAUUUUCCCAUCCUGGCCACGCACUCAAUGUUGCCAAAAGGAUAGCUGACUUAAAGUCAGUUAAAAUCGGAGAUGUCAUGACUGUCACCACUGAAAAUUGUAAAUUUAUUUACAAUUUACAGUGAGGAUAUUUUUGAUAUCUCUGUCUUUCUGAUUACAUUUACGUUUGCUGUCUGUCUUUUGAUGAUUCAUUUUUCAAGUUCUCAUUCUGAUAUGUAUACUAUGUUUUAAAUACCAUACUUGUACAUGUAUUAUUUGUUUUAAAUAAUACCCACAUUAAGACCUUACUCCAUUAACCCUUCCCUGCUGAUCAAUCUUAUUAGGAAGAUGUUCCAUGAUUCAAAAGUAAAUCAGUGUGAUUUUUUUUAUUUCUAUAGCUAUCUAAGGUAGAAACUGACUGAGUCUUUAUAACUCUCAAACCUGUGAAUAUAAGAUUACCACCAUGUUAAAGCAUAUCAUAUAAGGUACAUCAAUAUUUUUUAGUAAGUUAAUAUGUCAUAUAAUUGUUAGAUUGCGGUUAUUAAAAUGUUGAGUUACUCUUGUGUGGCUAAUGGCUAUAGAGGUCUAUGGGCCUAUGGUUUCAAUAUUUAUCAAACAUUGAGUGCAUGAACACCACAAAUGGGCCUUAAAGGUAUACCUUCAAUUUCAGCAUAAUAAAGAAAGUUCAGUAUAUUUUUAUCAGACUGGAAUUAAGCAAAAAUAUUAAGUGGCUAUUAUAAGGGGGUAAAAUUUGAUGUCCUAUUCUGACUACACAUAUUCAAUUUUUUCAAAAGAUAUUCAAUUUUUUCAAAAGAAAUGAAUACUCGGCUUUUAUUGUUUGAUGUUUGAAAAAUAUUCACUCAUAAGGAGGGUUGGGGGUUCAAGAGUCAGAUGAAUCUUGGAUUAUUUAUACCUUAGCUCCAGGGGCCAACAUUUUUGGUUAUAAGAGACCUGCAGGCCUUUUAUGGUCAAUCUUUCAUUAUAUUCACAGUUUCAUUUAUAACGCACAAAAAAUCCAUACAGCUUAUUUCUAAAAGUAUACAAUGUACAGGAUAUUAAAGUAGAUUUUGUAAAAUAGAACAUACAUUUAAUUCAAUAUUGCCAAGGGGCGAUUUACCAUAUAGUUUUCAAGAUGAAGUUUUGAAUUGUUAAUGGGUUAAAUAAAAUAUAUUGAUUUUAGUUUCUGUCAAAUACCAUAUCUUAUUCAGAGCUUUACCCUAAUAUAUAAAUAAUGCACAUACUUAAUUACAUCAUGUAUUGUAAAGUAUCAUAUUAGCAUUCUGUUCAUAUUUGUGUUAAUGUAAGCAGAUUUAUCUGUACAAGACUUGUUUUUGAAUUAAUAUAAUGAAACUUGGGAAACGGAUUGCUGAAUAACUUCAUAAAAUGCUGUUAAAGUUACAGGUCAAGAGCACAUUAUUCUUAGCUGGAAAGAAAUAGUACUGAGGCUGAUCUACUUAAAACACAUGUUGUUGUGAUUUUUGUUUUAAUCAUUUAUCAAGACAUCCUGACUACUUAAUUUCCUAUUACAGACACUUCAAUAAAAUGUAAUGUAUAGUUAGUGUAUCACUAUUGUCAUCCACACACCCUUCCUUUCUUCUCAUGAUUUAACCAAAAGAUAACAUUUUUGAUCAAUCAUGUUGUUAUCUCCUUUGUGGGCGGCAUGGCUGGACAAAUAUGUUAUUUUCUGAUGUUAACUUCCCGGCAUCUCUAGUGAAUACUUAUUCUCAUUGUCAUCACAUGUACUUUUCUCAAGAAUAACAUUUUUGAUGAAUCAUGUUGUUAUCUCCUAUGUGGGCGGCAUGGUUGGACAAAUAUGUUUAUCUCUGAUGUAAACUUUAUAUGAUUUUGAUACAAAUUUAUUCUUAAUACAUGUAUGCAACUUUAUCAUUUCAGGUUACCAUAUUACCAAUUUGUCAAGAAGUUUAAAAUGCAUCCUAUUAUUUUCAAACCUUGCAUCACUUAUUCGUGGUCAUUUCUGGUUAUCGGUAAUCAUGUUUUGUGGGAUUAAAAUACAUAUUGCGGUACUUUAUAUUUACAUGUACUGAAACGUAAAAUAAAAACUAAACUUUCUUUAAUGGACACAGUACUGUUAUAUAUAAAAUAAAGGAAUUUCAUUAUUUGGCAUAUACUUAAAUGACACAGUACAAGUUGUCAAUAUCUUUAGUUACCUUUUUAGUUCAUAU